GAGUUCGUCCAGGUGGCGCAGAAACCGGCGGCCGAGGGUGGUGGCGUUCGUGAAGGGCCGCUGUUUUACGCGCGAAACCGACUACCAGCGAUCGGCAGAAUCACGGCACUUUGACCAACCUGCGGCUUGUUUGCUGGACUCCGGAAUACCGUAACAAACGCGGGUGUCCGGUGCCUGGCAAUGGAAAGUACCAGCGCUUCCGCAGCCCCACCGAUGACGGAAGAUGAUAUUCAGGAGAACUAUCGUCGCAAAUACCGACGUAUGAAGCGGACGAUAAAAGAUCUCGUGUUUGAAAAUGCCGCCCUAUGCGAUCACAUUUCGCAGGUGCAGGAAAAGAUCAGUCAGCGAAACGAGGAACGGAGGUAUCUGCUGAAGAAGCUGCUCGAUCACGAGAACGAAUUUGAAACUCAGCUCGGUCGACCAUGCAGCAAGCUGAACGAGUUGAUCGCCAACAGUUUGCCGCCUAAGAGACAGUACAAGAAGCGUGAAAAAAAUCCUAGCAAUGGUCCCGGCACUACCUCUGCCGGUACGGAAUCUGACAAACGAGCUAGUGAGACGGGCGAAAAUGGGACAUCCGCUAGCAAACCUAGCGCACCGAAAGAAGGCAAUAGAACGGAAACUAGCAAUGGCCUUAAACCGGGGGGGAAACGUGGCCCCGCGGCUACCGGUAGCGGGAAGGGAGCAAAAAGAGGGCGUCCGGCCGGGCAGCGGAACAAGAAAAACCGAACCGAACCAAACAUUACGGACCUCAGUCGGACGACCACGGGUGGUGGACACCCCUCGUACCCGGUGGUGGUCGGGGGUUUCACGAUACAGAACCUCGGAGAGAUUGCGCCCGAUCGGACGGCGUACCACACCGAGUGUACGAUCUACCCGAUCGGAUACUGCGUCACACGACCGUACGGUCACUACAAGGAUCCAGCGAAACGGUGCAUUUACACGUGUCGCGUGCUAGACGGUGGUGAAACGCCACGCUUCGAGAUUAUGCCGGACGGAGCUGACGUGGACGGUGUAAUUACGGGAGCGUCCACCGAUAGCUGUCAUGCGCUGCUUUUGCAGCGCAUUAACGCCACCCUCAAUAUACGGACAAUCGAUUCGAGGCCCUCGGGCGAUUGGUUCUUCGGUGUGGCGCACCCGACCAUCUCGAGCCUGAUACAGAGUUUCCCGCCCUCCAAGCAGUGCGCCAACUAUCGGGGCGUCAAGAAGGAAAACUUCACCAACAUGGACAAGGAGAACGAUCCGACGCUCAACUAUGAGGCGCUGCUGCGCCACAUCACGAUCUCUACCUACCAUACGGUGCCGGAGAUCAAGGAGGAACCGCCCGACGAGUUGUUCGACCACUCCGAGGGUAACUCCUACCGUUUGUCGGUUUGAAGCGGGUUUGUGUUUUCGGCUUAUGUACAUAUUAAAACACGGCGCGAUGGGUGAAGUGGGUCUUAAAUUUCGACACACGCGCACCAUUUAGUGGUAAAAUAAAGUAGGAAAAGAACGAUUGGAAAUAAAUUAUGUGGCACGUUCUUCGGAAGUAAUUUUCUACGACCCUCUCGUGUGGCUUGUACGUUUUAUGUAAAAGCGAAUAAAAACAAAAU
This is a messenger RNA of Anopheles cruzii, 1589 nucleotides long. RefSeq names its product transforming growth factor beta regulator 1. Gene Ontology annotation, biological process: regulation of cell cycle. Lineage: Eukaryota; Metazoa; Arthropoda; Insecta; Diptera; Culicidae. Gene Ontology annotation, cellular component: nucleus. The record is from RefSeq and is a predicted model, not a curated record. The transcript is spliced from 2 exons. The coding region runs from base 181 to 1374 and encodes 397 amino acids.